GGCUGGCGGGCUUAUCGAACAUCAAAGACAAGAAAUCGCGAGUAGGAUGAAUGGUAGUCCGCUGUUAAGCCGGCUACAGUAGUAAUCCAGUGCAACGGCGAGCGGUAUCGCGCGGAGAGACAUGUCAUCGGUCGAAACUCUCGUCCUUCUGGCGGUCGUUCUGUCAGCGUACGCGUAUCCACAAAACACACUGCUGAACGAUGUGGAAACGGUCAUCAAAUCCGUGUUCAAGAUUGCCCGUGAACCGGCGACGUUCAAUUUAUAUACCAGGGAAAAUCCAUUUGGUGAGGAACAGCUGCUUUUAAACAACACCGAAGUUCUUUACGCAUCUCACUUCAACGAAAGUCGUCCAACGAAGUUUAUUAUUCAUGGAUUUAGCGACACCGGAAACGAAGUCUGGGUACGAGGUUUGAUAGACGCGUAUUUACUUCAUGAAGAUGUGAACGUGAUAGUGGUUGGCUGGGGUGGCUUGGCAGCUGAUGUUUAUCAAGUGGCAGCAAAUAACACGCGACGUGUGGGCGAAUAUCUCGGAGAUUUUCUAGAAUUUCUAAAUCGCGAAUCAAAUCUUGAGUAUAAGGAUGUUCACAUUAGUGGUCACAGCUUGGGUUCACACGUAGCCGGAUUUGCUGGAGCUUAUUUGGACGGACGUAUUGGUAGAAUAACGGGCCUAGAUCCAGCUAGUCCAUUGUUCGAGACGAUUUCCGGGAUUGUUGAUCCAGAAUUCAGAUUAGAUCCAACCGAUGCACAAUUCGUGGAUGUAAUUCACACGAGUGGACCUGCAUUUGGAUUUUUAGCUCCACUUGGUCAUGCCGAUUUUUAUCCUAACAACGGAAAGUUUCCACAGCCUGGAUGCUCGUUUCUACCAACUAUAACUUAUUGCAGCCACUCACGAGCGCAUCAAUUUAUGACGGAGAGCAUAGGCAGUACAGCUGGUUUCAAGGCAAGAGCUUGUGAGAGUUGGGAGAAGUAUAAAGAGGGACGUUGCGAUUAUAAUCCAGUUGUACUGAUGGGAGAAUACGCGUCCACUUCCUUACGAGGAAAGUUUUACUUAACAACGAACGGCGCGCCUCCGUUCGCGAUAGAGUAAAUGACGAUGAGCACUAAACUUGGAACGACUCUCGGUGGUGGCGAUCGUGUGUUUGCGACGUUAAAAUGAUCUGUACUAGUCAUUUACAAGUUACUUUAUUUAUGCAGCGUGCGCAGUUUUAUUCGAAUUCUCUCGUUUUUUUUUUUUCUUUUACAUAAAUCGAACGAACGAGAUCGAAGUUGGUAGUGAAGCGCUAUCGUUUCAUGUCGUGCAUGAAAAGUACAAAUUAUAUUAAUUAAAAUGGCACGUUCUGACAACACUUUCUCUCGUUCGCGUACUUUUGCAGAAUGAAACGAAAAUAAACGUUACAUUGGUUACUUCGAAAUUUGUGUACUUUGUCACUCGUCAUAUGAAUAUCAUUAUGAUAUCCAGAAAUAACAACGGAUCAUAAACGUGGACGUUUAUGAAGAAUGUAAACGGUUGUUAUAUUAAUAAUUCAAGGUGGUUGCGAUUAAUAAAUGUAGAAAUACAAUAUUAACAAGAUCAUGGAAUAUUCAUAAAGAAUAUCUGCGCAAGACCGAUCGAAUGUUACAUUGAGAACGUUCCUUCGAGAGAUAAUUCUAUACAAUGAAUCAAGCGUAUUUCUUGUUGCUCUUAACGCUGCAAUUAACGGCUAUUUUGUGUGUUAAUGAAAAUAAUAUUAUCCGUGAUUACUUUGCGUUCAGAAAAGUAGAAAGGAUUGUGGGAUUCUCUUGCGAUAAUAUUGAAAGUGCGUAGCGAAUGUAUUGUAUAAAUGUUAUUUUAAUUCGAAUCAUACAAGAUGUUAUUUUUAUUCUGUAAAAAGCAGAUAAUUUUAAACUUGCAAAAACGUUUAACAAUAUGUACACCACGUAUAUUCCAUUGUUGAACUCUACGGCUGAAUCGCGAUUAGAUGUGAAGAAACUUUUAGGAGCAGAGUAUCAUCGGUUGGGUGUCUUCUUGGAUUCUCGAUGCAAUCGU
Molecule: messenger RNA, 2026 nt
Organism: Eufriesea mexicana
Lineage: Eukaryota; Metazoa; Arthropoda; Insecta; Hymenoptera; Apidae
Product: pancreatic triacylglycerol lipase
Exons: 7
Coding region: 122-1087 (321 amino acids)
Biological process (GO): lipid catabolic process
Molecular function (GO): lipase activity; serine hydrolase activity
Source: RefSeq, a predicted model, not a curated record